Messenger RNA from Protomyces lactucae-debilis, 393 nucleotides. RefSeq lists its product as uncharacterized. Lineage: Eukaryota; Fungi; Ascomycota; Taphrinomycetes; Taphrinales; Protomycetaceae. The record is from RefSeq and is a predicted model, not a curated record. The coding region runs from base 1 to 393 and encodes 130 amino acids. The transcript has a single exon.
AUGUCCAUCCUCCAUCGCGCAGUAGCAGCAGCAGGAGCAUCUGCCAAAAUCACAUACGCACGGCAGGCAGCGCACAUCCACCUCUUCGACUCCGCCACCUACACCGCCGCCCCAGUCUCGCGCAGGCCGCACUCCUCAGUCUCCCAGGACUUCGAUGCCCUUCUCUCUACAAGCUUCACAAGCAAGACACAGGCGAAUGCAUGCGCAGGAGCAGCUGCAGGAGGAACUAUAGCAUCGCAAGAGCAGCACAUCAAACAGGCGCUCAAGCAAGCCAUGGUAGUCGGCAGGAAAGUCGCAGGCAUGAAUGUUCCUCUGGAUCUUGGCGCAAAGGAACUUGCCAGGCUUGGUCUGUUUGGCGGUGCACAGGGCCGCGUCUUUGAGCUCGCCCUAUAG